Girardinichthys multiradiatus is the source of this 5810-nucleotide messenger RNA. RefSeq names its product RAB42, member RAS oncogene family a (gene rab42a). Gene Ontology annotation, biological process: Rab protein signal transduction. The record is from RefSeq and is a predicted model, not a curated record. Gene Ontology annotation, molecular function: GTP binding; GTPase activity. Gene Ontology annotation, cellular component: Golgi membrane. NCBI's taxonomy places the organism in Eukaryota, Metazoa, Chordata, Actinopteri, Cyprinodontiformes, Goodeidae. The transcript is spliced from 2 exons. Bases 369 to 1025 code for a protein of 218 amino acids.
UACUUUGCAGCAAAGAGUAAAUAAAGAAAAGAUAAAGAGUUUUGGUUUUAUUUCAGCACCAUGGUAACUCAGUUCCAUAUAGUUUUUUUUUUUUGGGGGGGGGGGGAUAAAGGCAGCUAAGAUGGACCCGACAACCGUAGCUGGUUAAUACUUCACUAAUACGCUUUGUUAACAAGCAGCUGGCUUCGGUUAAUAGGGUUUAUAGGGCUGUGUGCUGCAUAGGUAAAGCUGUCACAUGAUUGCUGCGGCCGCUCAGCCUCUCCUCCGGAGCAGCAGCAGUAACAGCCGGGGCUCCGUGAAAACACACGGCUUUGUUUCCCAUCCAUCAACCCCCCCACCGCCGCCGCAUCUCUGCCUCUAGUCAUGCCAUGGAUACUUUGUGGCAAUACCAGUUCCGAAUCAUCCUGCUCGGGGACUCCACUGUGGGGAAGUCAUCGCUGCUGAAGCGCUUCACGGACGGGAUUUACAGCGACGUGGCGGAUCCCACGGUCGGGGUGGAUUUCUACGCUCGCUCGCUUGACAUCGAACCCGGGGUUAAAAUCAAGCUGCAGCUCUGGGACACGGCCGGUCAGGAACGGUUCAGGUCUAUCACAACAUCAUACUACCGCAACUCUGUUGGGGGACUGCUAGUCUUUGACCUCACCAACCGCAAGACCUUUGACCAUGUGAGAGAAUGGCACAAGGAGGUGAGUGAGCACAUCCUGCCCCACCACAUGGUCUACAUACUUAUCGGCCACAAGAGCGACCUCAACAAGGAUCGCAAGGUGAGCCGGGACGAGGCAGAGCAACUUGCUGCUGAGCUGGGAAUCCGCUAUAUCGAGACGUCGGCUAAAUGCAACAGCAACGUGGACCGAGCGUUCGAGCUGCUGACCAGAGAUAUCUACGAGCUAAUGAAGAUGGGGGAGAUUGUUACCCGUGACGGCUGGGAUGGCGUAAAAAGUGGGCUCACUGCAAAGGUCCUCUACCCGGGUGAUGAUGAAGAGGAACUUCCAACUGCAACCGCUGAGAAGGGCUGCCACUGCUAACUAUUGAUUCUUUUUGUCCAUACACUGUCCAGUCGCACUGAGAGCUCACCUUGUCUUGCAGCCGUCAAUAGAAACCAGAUCACCACCCGCCACACUUCUUUCCUCACGUUGUGAAUUGUCCCCUUGUCUUUGUCUGGGUCACGUUAAGAGCUAGUGGUUUGCAAGGCAAUGUGCAUUCCAAUCCUUGUGACAGGUGGUAUCUAGUAAUCUAUGUCUAAAGUAUAACACCAGGUGCACAGAGCCUCAUUCAAUGUGAAAAACAGAAACUAGUCAUUUGCCCUUCUCUCAGUACAGGAUCAAAUGGACUACUGAUUGUAAGGUCUACCUGUCACAGUUUGUGCAAUGUUUUGCCUACACUCUGUUGUAACUCUCAUAAAUAAUGUAGAAAACUAUCGAGAUGGUGGCUAAAAAGAUCACAGGAAGUUGUUCAGUUGGUAGUGCAGAGACACAGCACACUGCAAUAAGUUUAAAUCACAGUGCUCCUCCUAUUAUUUUAAGCUGUGUGCACUAAUCCCUAACUGAUUUUAAACCUUUAAUCAUUUUGUAAAUGGUUGAAUACCAUCAGAAACUGACAAUAUGUGUAGUUAAGAUGUCUAAAUCCAGAUAGACCAUUGUAUUGAAAGUUAGUGGUUCCAUUUCAGGCAUCUGUAAAUAACUCCAGUAACAAGAUGUGUACUAGAGGUAUUUAUGUUUCAGUAAUAAUUAUUUUAAUUGUUGAAAGAAAAGAAAAAUUGACUUCAACCUGCAGCUUUUUGUUACUUCUUUGAACGUUCACUAAUUUAGGUGAUAUUGGUAAUACCAUCACACAUGCCUGAAGAUAAUCAAACCACUGCUCAACUUGGAUAGAUGACUUUGGGAGGAAACUGGAGUAUCCAGAGAAUCAUGAGAAAAAUCGUGAAAGAUACUGUGGGAUUCUGGUCUGUUUUGGACAUUCUCACUCAUUGUACAUAAGGUUCUGCUGUUUAGUGGAAAAAAUCUGAAGUUAAUAGUUACAUUAUGCAACGUAUUUGCAACCAUUUUCAUUUUUCAAAAUACCUCAAAUAUAAAGUCCCUUAGCACUCUUCUAAGUUCUUUCUGAAAGAGGCUGUUGGCAGCAACUGACUUUAUGGGGUGUAGUAACUACACUUUUCCAAGUGAGGGCAGUGUUACCAGCUGGGUGGAUUUCUCACUGGGCCAAGCCCUUUUUCCCACUCCUUGAAAAUGUUUUUUUCUAUCACAUGUCUACCAACCUUUAGCUUUCUUUUGCACUACUGACUUUUAAUGUUUUUAUUUCCAUCAUUGUAUAUUAAGUGUAGCCAACAUCGCAAUAGUUCCCGUACGAGGACAUUUAAACAUUGUGACUACAACAGCAAAGUGAAGAAGGUACUCACACUCACUGCAAAGCGUUUACCUGACUUACAAAACAUUUUCAAGUUUGCAAGUUAACGUGCUAAUGAGAAAACAAUCACAAAGCUACCUGGAGCUGAGCUGCUCUCCACAGAGGAAUGUCAUAAUGUGAAUACACAAAAGUCUUUUAUUAUUUCAGCUUUGCAUCCACAAUGGAAGUCAGAAGUGAUGGGCAUGUAUUGACAAGCGAACUAAAACAGAAGUCUAUCCACUAUGUUCUUCCUUUUAGUUUGGCAGUCUAUGUAACAAUGGCUGUUGCCAUGUGAAGCCUACAGGAGUACAGCUGUUAUGGCAUCCUUUUUCUUGCAUCUAGUGUCUAUAUGUAAGGACCAUCUCAGCUCCCGAGAAAGGGUGGAUCCUAGGAACCGGAGGUGAUCCACAGUUGACACUGUGUUGUUAAAAAUGGUGAGGGGAGGCAGUGUGGGGGGAGUUCUCUAAAAGUUCACUUACAUCCCCACUGUCUUGAGCGGGUUAAGAUCCAAGUGUUUCUGACAGUACCACUGGACCAACUGAUCCACCUCCUGUCUGUAUGCAGACUCAUCACAGUCCUAGAUCAGACCAAUGACAUUGGUGUCAUCUGCAAAUGUAAGGACUUUCACAGACAGGUCUGCUGAGGUGCAGUCAUUUGUGUAAAGAGAGAAGAGGAGUGGGCCAGAUAAGCAACCUGCAGGGGGUACACCAGGGGGCCUGUGAUGUCUUUGAGAUACUUCAACAUCAGCCACUCAAAUGAUUUCAUGACCACAGACGGAAUGGCAACAGCCAUUUAACCCAAUGAUGGUGCGUUUCUCGGGGAUAGGGACGAUGGUGGGGCAUUUGAAGCAGGAGGGAACCUGCCACAAUUCCAGAAACUUGUUAAAGAUCUGAACGAAGAUGGGGUUCUGUUCGUCUGCAAAAGCUUUUAGGCAAAAGAGGGAAAUCUCUUCAGGUGCUAGUGUUUCCCUGGUCUUCUGAUACUGAAAAACCCUAGUCACAGAUCCCAUUUUGGUCACCAUACUUUGGGGGAUGGGCUCCUGUAGCUAGUAAUGAUGUGCAAACGUCUCCAAACUGUCGUUGGGUCAUUAGACGAGAAGCUCUUAGAUACCUGAUCUCCUUCAUCGGGUUGUUUAUUGCUUGCUUAUACAGUGCCUGGUCCCACUGCUGUAAGCCUCUUCUUUGGUCAGAAGCAGCUUCUUAGAUGACAAGAACCACGGUUUAUUUUUCUUGUAUGUGCGAAAGGUCCUCACACUUACUGUAUGUCCUCACAAAAACUGAUGGAAGAUGUCAGUUUCAGCAAGUUUGUCCAGGUCAGUGGCUGCAGCUUCAAAAACUUUCUGAUCUGUGCAGACAAAGCAGGCCUGCAACAUCUGUUUUGACUAAUCAGUCAACUUCCUAACAGUCCUAACCACAGGCUUAGAGCUUUUUAGUUUUUGCCUUCUCCUUUUCCCUGAGAGCUCUGCGCCACGGUCGGCUUAAAACAACUGGAAGCCUGUGAUCUGAAGUGCGCUGUCCUGGAUGUGUACACUGAGCCAGCUGAAGCAGUGGUCGGCAGAUCCAUGGAGUGUAGCAGGCAGUCCUGGCAUACCUUGACAAGCAUGCCUGACCAUUUCCACAGUCUGUGUGUCUGGUAAAUCCCCAAAGAAAGUUGUUGUGCUACCAACCAGGAUCUCAGAAAAACUCAAAUGUUUUCUCAACAUUUAAAAUUAUUACUAUUAAAAAAAGUGUUUAUAAAAAGGUUUUGCACUUUAACUGUAGAAAUGAAUGAAUAAUUGUUGACAUUUAUUAGCUAAAUUAUGGCAACAUACUAUUAAAGUAACCCUAACCCUUGUCUAAUUUAACCAGCACACUUUCUUCUAAUAUGGCAUAGUAAACAGUGAAUUGCAAUUGCAACAAAGCCACAGCUGCACACAUGACAUGCAGCCUUCCCAGGACUGAGAAUUAUUUCCAGACUAAAGAGGUUUUAAACAAAGAGCCAGAUAAUCUGGGGUAUUAAAGGCUGGAUCGUACAACAGGCCACAGCAAACUUUCCCCAUUGGAAGUUCCCCAUAUAAAAUAGAUUAAUCAGUUUAUUCAGUUUACAAUAUACUAUUGUAGCACAGUGUAAGGUAAGGAAGAUAUCUGCAGCAUCACUUUAUUCUUUACUCUCACGCUCAAAUUCACUUUACACCGUAUAUUUUCGUUCAUGUAAAGUAUUAGAUAUGACAUGUUCCCAGUGCAGGGGAUGACUAUCUUACAGGUGCUAAAAGAUUCAAUUUAAGGGAAUAUAUCUGAUGUUCCAAGUCCGUCUUUUUUCACUUAUCUCUCUCCCUUAUACAGGGUAAAACUGCAGAAUAUUCGAUGCUAACACAAUGAUUUCAGUCUACUGUUCUCUUCACCCGACCAUCCCUUACCAAAGCAUACAAAGAUGCCAGACAUGUUUGUUUAAAGGAUGAUACUGGUUCAAAUGUUCUUUUUGGAGACUGUAUUUUUGAAUGUGCUAUCAAAUGCAUCUUUAACCACAAUUAUGAAAUAACUAAGAGUAAUAUUGAGAACAAUAUUUUAAAUGUUUUUAGUUUUUACAAGUUGUAUUACUACAUUAAGUGUGAUGUAGAUUAUGUAGAUCUUUGCCACUUUCCAUUGCAAACCCAGCUCUCAGAUAAUGUAAUUUUUUUUAAAGAAGCUUUGUUUUCACAGAAAUCUGCCUGUUUGGCUGCAAAGUGUGAAAUUACAAUAUUGUGCCACUCAAAUGUAUGUCUGUGGGUUAAAUCUAGAACUAGAGGCAGUUUCCAUAGCAGUCGUUAUGCUACAUCAAAGGACUGGUACCAGAAGAAAAGGUUGGAAUAGCCUCUGCUAAGCUAGGCUAGUUAGUUUUUGCACCACGCUGUAUUUUUAGACUGAUUAUACAAUCAUAAAUAAUAAACUGUUACUUUUAGACCAUCUUAGAUUCAGUAUUAUUUGUAUAAUUUCUAACUAAGGCUAGCUUAGCAUAGCUGUUAGCUGGAGGUAGGUUUUCCCCUUCUACAAUGUCACUUUAUUUUAAAGCUGUUCUUUUUUCUGACAUUGUCUGUUGCUAAACAGAUUCUUAAUGAGAACCAUGUUUUCAAAAGCUGCAUCAGAUUUUUGGACAAAGUUUCUUUUGGUGAUUAAAAUGAACAUGUUUCUUAAUCAUAAACCAAACCUACUUUUCAACCUUCAGUUUGCAGAAAGCUUUUAACAAGAGAUUUGAAGAGUAAAUGUGAAGAGACUGAUGUGUUGGGUUCCAGCAUUGUUCUAAAUCACUUCUCAUGAUGAAAAACUAAAAUGCAGCCCUAACCUCUCCUAAACUCUUAGGAGGUUUGAAGUCACAAACAAUUUUUUUUUUACUUUAUUUGUCAUUUAAAUUGUUUUCUGGGCGAUGUAAUCUUAUUAACUGAUAAAAGAAUAAAUAAAUAGAUGUUCAAUAUA